CAAGUCCUUCACUUUCUAUUUAUUUGCAUUACCCUGUCAUCUCUCUGUUCUACAUUAGCGUUUAAGAAAGAGAGAGAGAUGGCAGGGGGGCAACACAAAGAUAUUGAAAAUGGUGAAAUUAAUGGUCUUGAAGACUUGGAGAAGCCACUGGUUGUGCAAAAGAAAGUAGUUGCCUAUGAAGAUGAAGAUGAUGAGGCAGAUAACGGUGAUGGUGGAUCCAUGGCUAUGGUUCUGCUUAGCACCUUUGUUGCCGUUUGUGGUUCUUUUGAGUUUGGUUCAUGUGUGGGCUAUUCAGCACCCACUCAAUCUGCAAUCAGGGAAGAUCUUAAGCUCUCUCUAGCUGAGUAUUCAAUGUUUGGCUCUGUAUUAACAAUUGGUGGAAUGUUUGGAGCUAUUACAAGCGGCCGGAUCGCAGAUUUUCUAGGUCGAAAAGGGGCCAUGAGAAUGUCUGCAGUUUUCUGCAUUAUUGGAUGGCUAGCUGUUUAUUUCUCAAAGGGAGCUUAUUCACUUGACGUGGGAAGGGUUUUCACUGGAUAUGGGAUUGGAGUUUUCUCUUAUGUGGUACCGAUAUUCAUAGCAGAAAUAGCUCCAAAGAAUCUCCGAGGAGGGCUAACGACAUUAAAUCAGCUCUUGAUUGUUACUGGGUCUUCUGUUGCAUUCUUAGUUGGGUCAGUCAUAUCUUGGAGAUCACUGGCUUUAGCUGGGCUUGUUCCAUGCAUUUUCCUGCUUGUUGGUCUCUGCUUUAUUCCCGAGUCACCAAGAUGGCUGGCAAAAGUUGGCCGUGACAAGGAGUUUCAACCUGCGUUACGUAGACUCCGCGGCAAGGAUGCUGAUAUUGCACAUGAAGCUGCUAUUAUUCAAGUCUACAUUAAGAAUCUUGAAACUCUUCCCAAAUCUAAACUCCUGGAUUUGUUUCAAAGCAACUACAUUCAUUCUGUAAUCAUUGGUGUGGCAUUGAUGAUAUUCCAACAAUUCGGAGGAAUUAAUGGAAUCGGAUUCUACGCAAGUCAGACUUUUGAAUCAGCUGGACUUUCUUCUGCAAAAAUUGGAACCAUAGCUUAUGCUUGUGUUCAGGUUCCUAUAACCGUAGUUGGAGCAAUUUUAAUGGAUAAAUCAGGAAGAAGACCACUUAUUAUGGUUUCUGCAACCGGGACGUUUUUCGGCUGUUUCUUCACAGAAUUUUCUUUCUUUCUUAAGGUAUGCCUAUCAGAACUGUUAUGAACCCAAUUCAUAUUUUGUCUGGUGCUUUCAGUUUCAAUGUCUAAAACUGGUUCUCUUAUGAACUUUGUGUUGUAGGGGCAUGACUUGUUUCCUGAGUGGGCACCGUUGUUAGCAGCCGGAGGAGUACUGAUUUACGUCGCUGCCUAUUCAAUCGGUAUGGGAGCAGUUCCUUGGGUAAUAAUGUCCGAGAUCUUUCCGAUUAACAUAAAGGGUGUUGGUGGAAGUUUGGUUGUACUGGUCAACUGGUCGGGUGCUUGGGCUGUUUCCUACACUUUCAACUUCCUCAUGACCUGGAGUUCCUCUGGUACAUUCUUCGUAUACUCGGGUUUCUCCAUCUUAACCAUACUAUUCGUGGCGAAAUUUGUCCCGGAAACCAAGGGGAAGACUCUUGAAGAAAUCCAGGCUUGCGUCAAUUCAAAAGGAAGCACACAGCUACAAUGACUGCAAUGGUAGUGAUAUGACUAAAGUCAUGCACAGUCUCUAUUUGGAGGCAACAGAGAAGCAGGCAUCUUCUCUGUUAUCUUCGCGGGAUCUUCCACGCUCCGCUAGAAGCAUUAUGUGGAAUGAACCCGGACUACAUUGCAGAGAAGAGAAGCCAUUGAGAUAGAUAGAAUGGCUUGUGGGAGGAGGUCCAUUCAUUAUUGUGUUACUUUUCAGAGAGUUAGAGAGUUGCAUUGUAAGCUUAAUCUGUACUCAUACAGCUUAUCAAGAACUGAUAAGAGGUCUAAUAAAGAGAAAAUUUACCUUCAA
This is a messenger RNA of Tripterygium wilfordii, 1971 nucleotides long. RefSeq names its product sugar transporter ERD6-like 16. NCBI's taxonomy places the organism in Eukaryota, Viridiplantae, Streptophyta, Magnoliopsida, Celastrales, Celastraceae. The transcript is spliced from 16 exons. The record is from RefSeq and is a predicted model, not a curated record. Gene Ontology annotation, molecular function: sugar transmembrane transporter activity. Gene Ontology annotation, biological process: carbohydrate transport; transmembrane transport. The coding region runs from base 79 to 1221 and encodes 380 amino acids. Gene Ontology annotation, cellular component: membrane.